AUGGAUUUGGCGAACUUCGCUGCCACGGACUUGGAGGAAGCGUUGCGCCGAUCCGUUGGAGGCAAUGAAGUUCUUGGGGCCCCGAGCUCCAUACCGGUUGCUCCGGCACUGCGCUGCACGAUGUUGUUGAGCACUUUGUUCUUCAGCGUUUUCUUGGCUGUCAUACUGUUGCGGUUAAGCCGGUUUGUCUCCAACAUUAAAGAGGUCACAACUUCUUCUAUCGAGGCACGCCUGGUGAAGGCAACGGAAGCCCUUUCAUUAGUUCCGGUGAUUGCCAUACUUAUGAUCGGAACUCGACUUCGUGCGGUCCAGCUGGCCGGAAAUGCUCUUGGUGCACCGCCACUUUGGGCACAGCUGUGCAUGUACGGUGCGACCCUUGCGUGCUUUGUUCGCUUUAUCGCGGACGUGUCGUCGGCUCGGCAUGGCAGCUCUGAGAUACAGGACACCAUCAUGACUGCGAUGGUUGGCGUUCGGCACACUGCCACGGCCUUUCUGUUCAUGUGCUGCGGCGCCAUUGUUCUCAGCACCGUGGUCAUGCAGGCAGGAAGUGGUGACAGUGAGCCGCUGGGACCGUCCAUGCACUGUACGCUGGCGCUGGUUGUGUCCUACUUGGUUGAGAGCGGCAUCCGGGAGAUUGCGGCCGCGCCCCGCAAAGCCCGAAAGAUGGAGGAUCCCCCCUAUGGUGCCAUCUCGCCAAUGUCGAACUCGGAUUUGGAAGAAGACAGAUUAGUCCUUCCAGCGCGAAUGUCGCUGCAGUUUCCGCCAAUGUUGUGUGUACUCUUGGUUGCAAUCGCCCUGCGGGCAGUGCAGCUGCAAUUGGAGACCAGGCCUUGGGCAGCAUUCGCCAUGUACCUGACCACUCUUGCCACAAUUGUCCAGGCGGCACGAUCGAUAUACGCCAUCAUCCAUAGCCAGGAAAUUCCGAAAGGGUCGUGCUUGCUGGGCGAUGAAGCUGCCGGUCCUGCCUGUUCCCCCAAUGCGGCAUCGGACCGACAGUCAUUGGGUGCAUUCUGGGCCGGCACGACAUGCUGCAUUUAUGUCGGAACGGUGGUGGUGUUGUUCAGCGUUGCAGUGAUGGAGUCGAAAGGCAUGUCGCCGGCAUCUGCCGCAUCUCCACCACUCUCCACUGCCAUGCAAUGCGUUAUGACCUUGACCGUGGUCUACUAUCUCGCCAACUUGGCAUUGCUGGUGGGCAACUUCCUGCGCCACACUUUGGGGGCCUGGGCUACAAACUCCGCUGGGGCCGUCCAGCGGAGCCUGGCUUUUGCACCGAUGCUCUGCGUGAUGAUGAUAGGCUGCCGCCUCAGGGCCAUGCAGAUCGGAGUCCGCGAUCCACCCUACUGGGCCCAGUGCAGCAUGAUGGUGGCCACUGCAGCGGUGGUCAUCCAAGUGAAGUGCAGCCUCGUGGCAGAGAGCGAGCUGAUGACCGAGCAGUUGAUCGACAGGGAUAUUGCGACGAAGGUGGCCGUUCUGCUCAUCUUGGCUUUGCGCUACGUUGCCUCCGCCAUUCUCUUCUUGUCCGUGGCAGCGCUGAUGGUAUCAGUGGUCGGGGACCUACGGGGCUGCUGGCGCAACCAUUGGCCCAUGCGCCAGAGGGUUUCGAGGAUGAAGGUCUCCAUCUCACUUGAAGGUCGCUCUCUGCUUCGCGUUCGGAGGCAGUCAGGAAGAUAG
Symbiodinium natans is the source of this 1671-nucleotide messenger RNA. The record is from the annotation of a GenBank genome assembly. NCBI's taxonomy places the organism in Eukaryota, Dinophyceae, Suessiales, Symbiodiniaceae.